GCCGAAGAUCAUUCCCUAGAAUCCUUAACAAGAGGGUUCUUUCAGUGGUAUCAGAGGCCGGUUACAGGCACUCGUACCGGAACCAUGUUGAGAUUCGAAGAGCUUCACAAAGAUGUUGAAGUCGAAGCUGGAAGAGAUGUGGAAGAACGAGGUUACCUCGUCCUUGCCGCUGUCCGCGAACAUCGCGCGGCCUUUUCCACCCAAGACCGCAACUGCAGAAAUAGAUUUCGAAGAUUGGUUGGAGCUCCCAGUCCAACCGAUGUUAACGCCAAUCUCGGGAGCAAGCCACGAGCCGCAGACCACAAAAGAGACGCCGAGUAGCGCCGAACCGAAGAAGAAGGGGGUGCUCGCUACUACUAAUCAUGUCGGUGCUUUAAUCCAAGAAAAGGAAUAUCCGAGCGCCACUAACGAGCAGCAGCAGCUUCCGCCGACCACCACAGUUGCAGCUCUGAAGAUCCCACUUGGGGCAGAGGAUAUCGAGGAAGGAUCCCCGAGAAAGCUGUCGUUCGUCGUCGAGAACUCAACUCCCGCAUACCAGAGAUCGCAAUUGAGGAGAUGUCGGAUUAAGGAAUCAAGAAAGCUGGGUCAUGUGGAAAACAAGCAAGAAACAAUGGCGGGCCGCGUGGUGAAUUGGCGAUUUAGAAAGAAGCAAAGAACUGACGAAGCGGAGGUGGUGGAUGUUGUGUCGAGCGUCUCCAUAGCCUCACCCACGACUUCGUCGAGAAAUUUGCCAGCUGCUGACCUGGAGAUGGCGACCGCGAACCAUGGCAGGCGACGCGGAGCAGAGGAGUCGACGUUCCGCGGGAUGCCGAACGAACCGGAGCUGACGGACGAGAUGCGCGGCGGCGGGAUCCCUUGUUCGCCACCGAAGAAGACAUCGCCGGAGAACGAGGAGAAGAAGACGGAGCCGGUAGAGAGUGAAGAGAGGGAGCAGAAGACGGCGGCGGCUUCGGGCUGUCCGCCGUGCAAUUGGCCGGGUUGGUUGCUGCCGGGAAAGGAAGUUGCGAAGAAGAUAAAGAAGGUGACGUCGAAGAGGGCGCCAGAACUCUAGCCGCCGUCGGAGUACGUGGCGGAGUUGAAGUCGACGGCGAGGUCGAGAGGACCGCCGUGCCGUCGGUGGGAUGAUGCACCGCUGGAGAAUGAAGCGAAGAAGAAGGAAGGCGGCAGGUAUUCUUCUGCAACCCUAGGCCGCCAAGGACUGGAGUGGGUUGGGCUAUCAUCGGGCCAAAGUGAUGGAUUGGUUGGGCCGAGAAUAAGAGAAAAGCCCAUCG
Messenger RNA from Linum trigynum, 1271 nucleotides. Lineage: Eukaryota; Viridiplantae; Streptophyta; Magnoliopsida; Malpighiales; Linaceae. The record is from the annotation of a GenBank genome assembly.